AUGGAUAAAUAUACCCUGUUUGUGACGGCGCUAAUGCGGUCGACCACGUGGUUCAUGAUAUGUAUGCGGGCGUCCGUUAAUCUUCACAACAGUAUAUUCACGCGUCUAAUGCGGGCACCGAUAGCCGUGUUUGACAACAAACCUGUCGGUCAAAUGCUAAACCGAUUCUCAAAAGACAUGGGAACUGUCGACGAAAUGCUUCCCUUCACUGGUUUUGACUUAAAUAUUAUGUUAUUAGAAGCAAUGGGUAUAAUAAUAACGGUGGACAUUGUCAACGUCUACCUAAUCAUCCCGGCGAGAAGUCCAGUGUUUACUCACGUGAGCACAACCCUUAAUGGGUUGGUCAGUGUGCGGGCCUAUGGGGCACAGGAGGCCUUUGAGCGCCAGUACUAUGUCUACCAAAAUGACCAUACUGCCACCUGGUUCCUUUUUGUCUGUGCAUCCCGUUCUCUGGGUCUCAUAAUGGACUGGCUCGGCGUAGGCUAUAUCCUGGUCAUAGCCGUAGUAAUGAUGGUAUUCCCCGAACAGAUUGGGAACGGCGGUAGUGCCGGACUGGCCCUCUCGUCAGUUUCCAAGAAAUAA
Oppiella nova is the source of this 582-nucleotide messenger RNA. The record is from the annotation of a GenBank genome assembly. Lineage: Eukaryota; Metazoa; Arthropoda; Arachnida; Sarcoptiformes; Oppiidae.